CCCGAGGGGCUCCCAGCCCCCAGAGACCCUCCUCCCUCUGAGGUGAAGAAAAGCAAACGGAGCCCAGACACUGCCAGCCUAGAGAGCUCCCCCGAGCCUACCCCACAUGCUGGGGAGAAGGACCCUGCUGGGGUCCUCUCGGGCCGGGUGGGUGCCUGGACUUGCUGUCCCUUCCCCUGCCCUGGGCCCGGGGUGUACCAGCCCCCGGGCACGCUGUCCCCGUCGCCCUUCCUGGGGCUGGGGCUGUGGAGGAAGAGCGCGGCCGCACUGCCAGCGGAGGUGCCGCACUUCUGCAAAGAGGCCGAUGGCAUGGGGCAGAAACUCUAAAGGCCUGUGGUUUUGAAACCCAUCCCCACCAAGCCUGCUGUCCCCCCGCCGAUCUUCAAUGUUUUCAGCUAUCUUUAG
Molecule: messenger RNA, 405 nt
Organism: Nestor notabilis (Kea)
Lineage: Eukaryota; Metazoa; Chordata; Aves; Psittaciformes; Psittacidae
Gene: FAM181A
Product: family with sequence similarity 181, member A
Exons: 1
Source: RefSeq, a predicted model, not a curated record